AUGUUGGAGUCACUUUUCAGAGUUCUUGAAUACGCUCUUCUUGCCUUGUUCGCAUCCUGCGCCACUUCUCCCCGCUCGCCCCCUCCUCCCUCUGUUUCUUCUGCUACCUCCCCACCUCUCCUCCUAUUCCCCCUUCUCCUCCCCUCGUCUCCUCCUCCCCUCCUCCCCUCCUCCGCUCCUCCCCUUCUCCCCUCGUCCCUUCGUGCCAUGCGCUGUUGUGCCGUGCACACACCCGCAUUAUCUUUCAUUUCAUCACCCUUCCUCUCCAUCUCCCCCUCCCUCUUCCUCAUUCAAUUCUUUUCCCCCCCCCGCCUGGCCCCCACUUUCUCUCUACCUCCUUCCCUUUCCUCUUCAUCUCCCUCUCCCCCCCCGUCUCCCUUUCCCCUUUUCCUCUGUUUCCUCCCUUUCCUCCCGUUCCUCCCUUUCCUCCCGUUCCUCCCUUUCCUCCAUUCCUUCCCUUUCCUUCCCCUCCUCCCCCUCCUCCCCAGCGACACGUGUGAGUCCAUUGCCUCCCUCUUCUCUCUCACCGCCUCCUGCCCAGAACCCUCCCAGCCCUGCACCACCGACCUCCUGAGCCUCAACCCGGGCCUCGACUGCACUGUUAAGCCCUACAGGCCUCUCCAUCUGCCUGGAGCGUACCACACCUCUCAUGCCCAUGUGCGAGGAGACUGUGAGGGUUCAGGGCACGAGGAACGCGACGUGUGCAUCGUUGCUGGCGGGGAGGCAGCCGCCGCUGAGUGCGCUGGAGCUCUACCGCAUGAAUCCCGGCAUCUACUGCCACCGCCUGCUUCCGCCCUCCAUUGA
Closterium sp. NIES-65 is the source of this 804-nucleotide messenger RNA. Lineage: Eukaryota; Viridiplantae; Streptophyta; Zygnematophyceae; Desmidiales; Closteriaceae. The record is from the annotation of a GenBank genome assembly.